AUGUUGGCUGAGUGCAGACACGAGAUGUCAUAUUGCGUGCGCAACUUUGAAAGACCGAGCCGACCGUGUCAGCUUGGUCUUAAAAAAGCACAUUUGACGUUUCAAGGCCGGAACCCGCGUGCCCCAACCAAAUUAUUACGACUCAGUUUGCAUGAUGCAUCCGGGCCGCAUGACAAUAAAAAUCGAGCUAUCUUGCAAAUCUCCACCUACAACUAUCUAUCUGUUUAUAUAAAUCUAGGAUAUCUUCGAGAGCCCCAAAAAUCGGCACUGCUCUUCAUGUUGAAGUUCGGAAUGGCAUCUACUCCUCCAGGAUUGUCUGAUAUGCAACAGAUGUCGACGAGUCACGUAAAUGCUCGCUUUCCGCAAAACCAGUACAACAAGCUGCCUAUACUCUCCAUAGAGACUCCACCCGAAACCCAGCAGCAGCCAUCCUCGGUACUUCCCUCCUACUUGUACGAGCACGAGGAAUUCAUCCUGUCUGAUCCGGUGGACUGUAUCGGCCUCUCACCGCCCCUUUACUACAAUACACAGUCAGCUGGAACGCCGAGCCAAUACGGCAAGCCGGGCGAUAUGUUUUACCAGUUGCCACAGCAGAGGGGUCAGCUUUCGCCCCGCGUAUCGCCUCUGGCCGUGCCGCAGACAUGUAUGCCAGCACUCAGCGACCGCAAAACAGCCGCGUCCACGAAAACGUCCAAGUCGGGAGCAGUUUACCCAUGCCGGAUAUGCGGUAAAGUGUUCCCCAAGCCGUACAACCUGAAAUCGCAUCAGAAGACGCAUUCUAACGAGAAGCCGUUCCCUUGCAAGUACUGCUCCAAACCGUUCGCCAGGUCGCACGACAGACGUCGACACGAGAAACUGCACGAAAACGACAAGCUCAAAUGUGGAGGCCUUUUGAGCGACGGGAAAACCACCUGGGGGUGUAACCGGAAGUUUGCGCGUCCGGACGCGCUCCGCAGACACUUCCGGACUGACACCGGCGUGGCGUGCAUCCGUCCAUUAAUGCUCGAUUUCCGCAACUCGAAGCAAGUCUACGAAGAGGCAGGCGAAGAAGACACAGAGCAGCUGAUCAACGACAUAGCGCAGGAGGCCGCCAUUGAGGCACUCGGCAUGAACAGCACUCGUGCCGGCAGCCAUGACGCCGACUCUUCUUACUAG
This is a messenger RNA of Ogataea haglerorum, 1155 nucleotides long. RefSeq lists its product as uncharacterized. Gene Ontology annotation, molecular function: RNA polymerase II cis-regulatory region sequence-specific DNA binding; DNA-binding transcription factor activity, RNA polymerase II-specific. Lineage: Eukaryota; Fungi; Ascomycota; Pichiomycetes; Pichiales; Pichiaceae. The record is from RefSeq and is a predicted model, not a curated record. The transcript is spliced from 2 exons. The coding region runs from base 1 to 1155 and encodes 384 amino acids. Gene Ontology annotation, biological process: regulation of DNA-templated transcription.